AUGGACCAAACCCGCGCAGAGACAAUCACCGAUUUCUUCCAAACCCUCAUGGACCUCAACGUCAAGAUCCCCAAACUAGCUCGUGGCAUGGAAGUAAAGCUACUAGCCGCAUGCAUGGAUGCGGGUGUGGCUCCCUUUUGGGAUGACUUCACUGAGCUUUCUCUACCGCAACUCCUCACUCUGGCGAGGAAGAUGGAGCACGAGGCGGCGGAUAUGGUUAACGCUAAAAUGCAGGGAGAUAAUUGGGAUGAUGAGGAUAUGAGGGAGCAGAAGAUGGAGUACCUAAAGGCUGUGGCAAAAGUUGGGCCGAAUGCGACACCGAAGGGGUUGGAGGAUUUUGCGGGAAGGGCGAAGGUGAUGGUGGAGAUGGGGAAGAUGGAGAGGGAUAUUGAGAAGGGUAUGUCGGGAUUGAAGGUGUGA
Alternaria hordeiaustralica is the source of this 420-nucleotide messenger RNA. RefSeq lists its product as uncharacterized. The record is from RefSeq and is a predicted model, not a curated record. Bases 1 to 420 code for a protein of 139 amino acids. The transcript has a single exon. NCBI's taxonomy places the organism in Eukaryota, Fungi, Ascomycota, Dothideomycetes, Pleosporales, Pleosporaceae.